AUGGCUCACUUGCAAACCACCAACCAAGAAUUCCGCACUUUAGUCGGCAAUCUUGCCAGGAGAUUGCAUAGCAAGUAUAAUGCCAAUCUACCCCAACAACCAACGCAUAUUGUGGAUCAAGUCGAGGAACUCCAGACGGAAAUCAAAAUAAUCCACAACAAAACUGCAAAUCUUGAUAUCGAAUUCCUAGUACCAAAGAUUCACACCGUCGCAAACCCUCAGUUGAAAGACAGCGAGCUUCUGGAGCAAUACUUAGAGUAUCGCCAUUCAUUACAACCAUGGUUACCUCGCGACAAUCCAAAGCUCAACAAGAAGUUCGGUAUGGAGCUACAAGCUGUGCUCUCCGGCUUUCCUUUGGUCUGGGAUGGUAGAACACUGUUAGCUAUAACCAUGUGUUUUGCUGUCCAGUGCGAGGUGGAUGAUUUGAUUGAGGAGAUGGAUGUUGGACUAGUCAGAGAAUGCUUGACUGGACACCAAAUAGAACUUCGAGAGUAUGGAUUAAUCGAGGCGCCGAAAGUAGUUGUCGAUGCGGACUCAACACCUACAAUUAAGAUCCACCAUAUGCUGAGCAAACUCACCAUCUCAAUAAGCGAUUUGAUGCCCCGAAACGUCUUCGAUCAAUUUGUUGUCAGUUUCGACGAUCUUUUGGAUUCUCUCAUUGACGAGACGAGGUACCGCGAUGAAGCUCCCGAGGGUGUGGAGGCAUACUUAGAUAUACGUGCCCGAACAAUAGGCACAAACACGCUCCUCACACUGGUGGCUGGAGCAACCAUCUCUCCAGAGCUACACAGUCUUAUGAGACUUGUCGGCGAAGCCAUUGGCUUACAGAACGAUCUCAAUGGUCUCGAUAAGGAUGUGAAAGUCGGAGAGAUCCUCAACUACGUUUUUGUCUCUUCCGGAUACUCCAAAUCUUAUCCGGAUCGUGGCUUAUUGGUUGCUGGCAUCAAAGCCGCAGAAAACGCUCAUGCUAGUGCUGCAAUGAAGGCAGUCCAGGCAUGGAAAGAGUUGAAGGGGAAAGACGGCAAAGUAGGAAGAGUGAUGAUUACUCUGCUCAGCACACAUGUUGACUGGUCGGUUAAAGCCGCCAGAUACGCCUCUGGGGGUGAUAAAGAAAGCUGA
This is a messenger RNA of Glarea lozoyensis ATCC 20868, 1119 nucleotides long. Its product is annotated as Terpenoid synthase. Lineage: Eukaryota; Fungi; Ascomycota; Leotiomycetes; Helotiales; Helotiaceae. The coding region runs from base 1 to 1119 and encodes 372 amino acids. The record is from RefSeq and is a predicted model, not a curated record. The transcript is spliced from 3 exons.